This is a messenger RNA of Hyaloperonospora brassicae, 690 nucleotides long. NCBI's taxonomy places the organism in Eukaryota, Oomycota, Peronosporomycetes, Peronosporales, Peronosporaceae. The record is from the annotation of a GenBank genome assembly.
AUGCUCUGGAUGACCAUCACGAGCUGGCAGAUCUGGGCCUUCGUCGCGCUCGCGCUCUACGCUGCGUUUCAGCUGCACGUGCUGCCCCGACCGCUGGCCAAAGUCGCGGCCCGCGUGUUCUUUUACCCCACGUGGCCACUCACGUACUUGUCGCGGCGUCGGAACUACUGGACGCUCGUGGACGCGCAUGUCCUGCUGGGGGCUGCACCAAUGGCGUUCCUGCCGCACGUCGACGCCCUCGUCGCCCGGGGGGUGCGCGCCGUUGUCAAUCUCUGCGACGAGUACAGUGGCCCCGUGCGCCAGUACAAGAGGCACCACGUCCAGCAGCUUCGACUGCCAACGAUUGACCACUUUGAGCCGUCGCUCGAGGCGUUGGAAGCUGCGGUCGCGUUCCUUCAGGUGCAGCAGCAACGGGGAGUGCGGACGUACGUGCACUGCAAAGGCGGCAGUGGACGCAGCGCUGCCGUGGCCUUGUGCUGGCUCGUGGCUACGCGACAGAUGGACCCGCGGGAAGCUCAGGCGUACUUGAGCGAGAAGCGCCACGUGCGCAAGGGGCUCUACUUGCAGCCAAACGUGCGUGCGUUCUGCAAUAAGGUUCGGCCGUUGCCCGGGAGGAACCAGCAGGAAGACAAGGGCAAGACAAUGGACGGCAAACAGGGACAAGAGGCCAAGAGGAACGCGACGGGUUGA